This is a messenger RNA of Misgurnus anguillicaudatus (oriental weatherfish), 2184 nucleotides long. NCBI's taxonomy places the organism in Eukaryota, Metazoa, Chordata, Actinopteri, Cypriniformes, Cobitidae. The record is from RefSeq and is a predicted model, not a curated record.
AGACGGGUCGUGUUAGGAACUUCCGGUUGUAGUCGGGGUUGCCGUUUGCGGACUCUGCGUGAUGGAGAAGCGGUGUUUAUCUCUUCUGCUGCUCUGUGUGCUGUCUGUGUUUCAUGUCACAGCAGACAAUGUCAACGUUAAAAAGAUGAAAAUGCAGUUUACUGGAAUGCCACUUCUGAAGUUUCAGAUUUGUGUAUCCUGAGGAUACAGGCGGGUGUUUGAAGAGUACACUCAGGUUCUCAACCAGAGGUACCCAGACAUCCGCAUCGAAGGAGAAAACUACCUGCCUCAGCCAAUAUACAGGCACUUAGCAUCCUUCCUGUCUGUCUUCAAGCUUGUAGUAAUUGGUUUAAUUAUCCUGGGUAAAGAUCCUUUUGCAUUCUUCCAUAUAGAGGCUCCAGGAAUCUGGCUUUGGGCAAAAGAAAAUAAGAUAUAUGCCUGCAUGAUGGUGUUCUUCCUCAGCAACAUGAUUGAAAACCAAUGUAUGUCUACUGGCGCCUUUGAAAUCACACUUAAUGAUGUGCCUGUAUGGUCAAAGCUUCAGUCAGGCCACCUGCCCUCCAUGCAGCAGCUGGUGCAGAUUCUGGAGAAUGAGAUGAAGUUGAGCGCGCACUUGGACUCUCUUCCCAACAGACGAGCUUAAUCCGGCAGUAACUGAGCAGACGGCUGAGGCUUGUGUUUAAGGUCUUGUUGUGUGAGGUGGCAUUAAUGAAGGUUUGUACUGAAGGCAGUAUGUGUGCUGGUGCAGACUGGAUGUCCAGGCCCCUCUCACCGUUCAUUGGGCUUUACCACAGCAGCUCAGCAAUCCUUGGUUUGAAGUAUGGAGGAAAAUUUCAUCUGCACUGAUUCUAUAAUGACUGAUUAAUAAUUGAGUGCUAUUAAAGGGAUAGUUCACCCAAAAAUGAAAAUAAUGUCAUUAAUGACUCACCCACAUGUCGUUCCAAACUCGUAAGACAUCCGUUCAUCUUCAGAACACAGUUUGAGAUGUUUUAUAUUUAGUCUGAGAGCUAGUUGACCCUCCUAUGUACGAUAUACUGUCCAUGUCCAGAAAGGUAAUGAAAACAUCAUCAAAGGUGUCCAUGUGACAUCAGUGGGUCAGAUAGAAUUUGUUGAAGCAUCAAAAAUACAUUUUGGUCCAAAAAAUUACAAAAAUUAUGACUUUAUUCAGCAUUGUCUUUUCUUCUGCGUCUGUUGUGAAGCGCAUGCACGAGACUAAAAUCACGUGACUGCAGUGACGCGGAGCACGUACAACACAGCUGACUUGUUAUCUGGUGCGCCCUUUUUUUUGUUUUGUUUUUUGUGCCCGGGAUUCGUUUACAGUCUGAGGGAGACGCACGAUGUAAGUUUGGGGAAAAAUAAACUUCGCAAACAUGUCUGAGGAUAACACAUAAUUGGCGUCACUGCAGUCACGUGAUUUUAGUCUCACGCAUGCGCUUCACAACAGACGCGGAAAAGAGGACAAUGCUGAAUAAAGUCGUAAUUUUUGUUAUUUUUGGACCAAAAUGUAUUUUCGAUGCUUCAACACAUUCUUACUGACCCACUGAUGUCACAUGAACAUCUUUGAUGAUGUUUUUAUUACCUUUCUGGACAUGGAUAGUAUACCGUACAUAGAUUUUCAAUGAAGGGUCAACAAGCUCUCGGACUAAAUAUAAAACAUCUUAAACAGUGCUCCAAAGAUGAACGGAGGUCUUACGAGUUUGGAACGACAUGAGGGUGAGUUAUUAAUGACAUUAUUUUCAUUUUUGGGUAACUAUCUUGUUAAGUGGGGCAAAUCAGGUUUAAACACAUUGUUUUACCUGUUUUGCGCAGUAGUUUGUAUUCAUUACUGACGUUUGUUUUCUGUGUAUUCCAAAUCUGAAAAUUAAACCUGUUAAUAAUUCUUUAAGAACUAGAUUUCUGUUUAACCUUUAUGUCCAUGUCUGUCUCUUUUCUUUUGUAUCAUGUUUAACUGUUUUUUUUAUUGUUUUGAUGUGCCAAACUGUUCAUUCCACCCCCACCCAGUGUUUAUCAUGAGGUAUUUUGCAAUAUAAAUGUGUAAGAUCUAUGAGCAAAAGUAUUCGUUUAUCAAAUAAAUAAAUAUGUACACGUGAACAACAAUGUACUUGUAAUAUGAUAUAUUUUGGAUCAUUUUUAAUAUUUGUUUAUAAUUGAGUUUAAAAUAAAAUGUAUCAUUUGAUGUGUAAA